UUUGUUUUGUGAAACUGCGACAGUGCAGUUCAGUCGCGCGCGGAUGACGUUGCAGAGAGAGGAGGUGCGGGUUUGCCACGUCGGUCUCUGUGCAACGCAUUUACACUGUUGCUCCUGAAGCCCGGGGCUAACUUUUAAAGCCGUUUAUGUGUUUAACCCGGAGAGGAAGCAACCCUACAGCAUCGCCGGUACCGUCGUAAGCUCGUCGCCACAGCAGUGCAGCCGGAAUAGUGAAGCUGGAAGGUGGAGAAAAUGCUCGGUGCUGUCUGGACUCGUCAGGCUGGAAGCCACUCAACUGACUGAUGCAUCCUCGUUCACUUCACCCCCCGUGUGUUGUUGGCCUGGCUGUACAUGGUGGCUCAUUGAGAAGGGGAGGAGUGCCAGCGGCUGUUGGUUGGUGGGCGGUGUCCGUGGUUGCCAAGGUAACUGGCGACCAUGCCAGGAGGUCGCAGGGGUCCCAGCAGACAGCAGCUAAGUCGCUCUGCUCUGCCGUCCCUGCAGACUCUGGUUGGAGGCAACAUUGGUAAUGGUACAGGCAUCAGGAACAGAAGCAGUAACCUGGUGGGUCUGUCUGCGCCCCCUAUCUCGGCCCUUAUUAUUCCCGAGCCGGUCCGUCACUCAAGGAUCCCCGAGCUGCCGUUGGACAGCAGCCUGCUGUUUGAGUUUCUGCUCUUUCUGUAUUUGCUGGUGGCUUUGUUUGUCCAGUACAUAAACAUCUACAGGACGGUGUGGUGGUACCCGUACAGCCACCCUGCUGCCUCUACCUCACUUAACUUUCAUCUAAUGGACUACCACCUGGCUAUCUUCAUCACAGUAAUGUUGGCCAGGAGGCUUGUUUGGACUAUCGUUUCAGAGGUGUCUCAGAGCAGCGGCGGAUCGCUGCUCCACUAUGGGGCUCUGAUCGCAGCUCGGCUCAGCCUGCUGACAAUGUGCGGCUGGGUGCUCUGCUGGACGCUGGUCAACCUCUGCAAGAACCAUUCUGUGCUCAACCUCCUCUUCCUGGGAUACCCAUUUGGUGUGUACGUCCCCCUUUGCUGUUUCCAUCAGGAGGGAGGGAAAAGCCAAACGGUACCGGCUGACUGCGACUACCCCGCCGACCACCAGCAGACCGAGCUUACAGAGACUCCGUUCUUUCGACCACGUGACUUCCUCUUCCUGUUGCGAGAGAACAUCAAAGAGCAGUUUUCCAGCCCCCCACACAUGCCUACGCACACCUGCCCACCACACACACACUCACACACGCCCGAGGUAAUUCGAGCAGAGGUGGAGGAGCUGAAGAGCGACUUCAACCGGAGAAUCAAGGAAGUGCUGUUCAACUCUCUGUUCAGUGCUUACUACGUCGCCUUCCUGCCUCUCUGCUUCGUUAAGAGCACCCAGUACUAUGACAUGCGCUGGUCAUGUGAGCAUCUGAUCAUGGUGUGGAUCAAUGCGUUUGUGAUGCUGAUGAGCCAGCUCCUGCCCCCCAGCUACUGCGACCUGCUUCAUCGCUCGGCGGCUCAUCUGGGCCGCUGGCAGAAACUGGAGCACGGCUCGUACAGCAACGCACCUCAGCAUGUGUGGUCAGAAAAUACCAUUUGGCCUCAGGGGGUGUUGGUACGACACAGUCGAUCUCUUUAUAAGGCAGUCGGACCCUAUAAUGUUGCUCUGCCCGCUGAUGUUUCCCAUGCAAGGUUUUAUUUCCUGUUCCACAAGCCAUUGCGGAUCCUGAACCUGCUGAUCUGGAUCGAGUCCAGCGUGGUUUUGUACCAGUUAUACUCGUUGCUGCGCUCUGAGCGCUGGAACCACACUUUGUCUCUGGGCCUUAUUCUCUUCUGCAACUACUAUGUCCUUUUUAAACUGCUCCGAGACCGCAUCGUGCUGGGCAAAGCCUACUCAUACCCUCAGUCCUCCAACAGUUUGGUGCUCAAGUCGCAGUAAAGGCUCUGCACAGUGAGACCUCACCUAUGAGGAGAAGAGACAGGUGGAGGUCUGGUAAAGUGGAGGACCGGAAGGUUGAUUAGCGCUCACACUUGGAGGUUAAGGGACAGACUGAACUCAUAACCGUGUUUUGAUACGGUUCUAUUUGUAAUGCAAUGUUUAUAUAUACCUAUUUAAAAGAAUAUUUUUAUUUUGUAUACUAUUUCGAGUUACGCCGGGCAUUACCACGCUGACGACAUUAGCAUGUUGUGUUAUGUUGUUGCUAGGCGUCAGGGAAGUCAGGGAAUGCCAGGAGGUGACGUUCACCAAAGAUAUUUUAAGUGCAGGUGGCCAAUCACAAAGCGGACUUGGCUUCCAACAGUCAAUUAAACCUGACCAGCGAAUCAGAGCAGUGGAAGAAGAUGUGCCUGAGAUCCUGAAACCUGAUUGGGCGGUUUUGCUCUUCAAGCUUAAAUCUCGAACCAAGUGAAAACUGAUGCCGCUCUUUGGGGAAGUGUUAGCGGGACGCACCGUUACUGCUCUCAACCGCAGCAUGUUUUCACUGGUGUUUUUAAAGCAAAAGUUUGACAUUUUGGGAAAUAUACUUAUUUGCUUUCUAGUGGAGAGUUAAAUCGGAAGAUGGAUAGCACUCGUAUCUGUCCAUCAAGUGUGAGGCAACAGCACGCAGAGGGGUCGCUUAACGUUAGCACAAAGACUGGAAGUGAGGAAACGGCUUGCCUAGUUCUGCCCAACGCUAACAGAAUCUGCGGAAAACUCUAAAAAUCAACACGUUAUGUCUCCUUUGUUUAAUUAGAACAAAUAUUUAAGUAUAACAACGUUUUACGUGGGGUUACGUGCCGGACUAUUUCUUCGCUGUAAGCAGUUGCUUGGCAACCACAUAGACUCCGGUUGGUUACUUAGAAAAGCAAGUUGUAUUCAAUUAAACAAAGGAGAUAUAAUGUGUUUGUUUGGAACCAGACUAGCUGUUUCCCUGGUUUAGUCUUUGUGCUAAGCUAACCAGCUGCAUGCAGUGGUUUCAUGUUUAAUGGGAAAUAUGAGAGUUGUAUUUUCCCUUCAAACUGUUGCUUUACGCAGAUUCUCAGCGUAGAUUUUCACCACAAAGUAGAAUAAAAUGUUUCUUCAAACUUGAGUCUGUAGGAUAAACACCGUAGGUACUCUCAUCCACUGCCUCUGCAGAGAAUGCUGUAUUCUUCCUCAUUCACUUUUUGUUACCGUGUUUUUACUAUCAGUAUCUGCUUCUUUCACAUCAUUGGCUUUCUGGACGGCAGUUACAGCACCAGUCUUUACAAACGUACGAGUGUCGACAAGUGAGGGGGACUGAGAUACUAUUGGCAUCUUUAAACUCAAAGCACACCCAAACAUGUAAAAAACAGAAACGGCUAUGGUCAAACUAUCUUGUCACACAGCCCUGCCUGUCCUGGUGGUUGUUACUUAAAUGUGUAAAGUGUGAAGGGCUGCUGCUGUAGCUAGGUGAUGAUUAAAGUCAACUUGCUGAUGUCUGACUCCACUUUUGACAUGCUGAAAUGUUCUCAAUGACUCAUUUGUGUUCCUAAAGGUGAUCCAGUCAAUGUUUUAUUUUGGUGCCUGAAUGCUUUAACCAUAAUGGUAUCGAGGCCCAUAUUACAUCAGGUCCUUGUCUUUGUAGAUAGGAUGUAGAUACCGCAACAAAUCUGGCUAAUGAUAAAGAUUUCCGUUGGUACGUCCCAGGACCUAACCCUUCUACCACUGCAAAUAUAUCAUAUUGUCAUCAUGCUUUUAUGUGGAUUUGACAGCAGAGGGUGUUUUUAAUAGUGACAUUUCCAUGGGUGAUGAAUACAAAAUCAAAGGCUGGAGGGUAAAGACUGUAUGUGUCGCCUCAUUACCAGUUUAUGUAUUCUCCGUUACCAGUAUGGUGUUACAAACAGGUUGCCUUUCAUGUUGUUGCCUUUCUGUGAAGUCACACCUGAAGAACAUCCUCUCACUCUCAAGUAUGUUCCUCUUUAAAAGCCUCCUCUCCUUCACCGGCUCUAACCUGGAGAAUAACUGUUAAAGAUUAGCAUCAAGCCCUGAUGAACUGUUCAGUAUUCAGAUAGAAAUCAACCAAAAGGUAUUCAAGUCUAAACUGAAAAGCUGGAGAUCAAUAUUUCCUGUGCUGAUGGAAUUUCACAUUAACCGCUUCAGUCAAUUUUCAGGUUGAGUGUAAAUGAGGAGGAAACUACUUUUGAGAUGAACCAGUGUGCGCGUCUGGAUCACUGGUGCUGCUCUGUGCCUCCAAAAGAAAUGUGAGGAAUGUUUUCAUUAUACACAAAUGCCAUACAUGUGCCCAUUAUUCUGCUUAGUCUGCAAACUUAGUCCUUAAAUCCGCUCCUUGGUGCUUCUGUUUUAUUUGCAGUCAUAUUCCACUUGAAUGUAGCAAAAGCUUCAACUGAUUGUUGCUGUUGUCUUGAAUUGCCGUGUUUUUAAGUUGGUAGCACCAGUCCCCCCCGAUUGACCAUCACAGAAAUUUCAGUUUUUUGAAUGGGUGUACCUUUGUCACCUUUUAUUCGCUCUUAUCGCAAUAACACAGAAAGAAAACAUUUUUAAGUUUGCUUUAAAUCCUGCUUCAAUGUCGGUUUUUACUUGAAUGUUAAGUCUUUUGCUCAAGUGAAAACACAUCCUGUCUGCUUUCUUUGUUUUGGUGAAACCCGUAAGGUCAGAGCUGAAGAAGAGGAAUGAGAUUUGGAAAGAUUUUAGGUUUUUAUCACAUCUUGACCACAUUUCCCCAAAGUGUAUUUGAUCUUCCUCUUGACCAAAAUGAAAUUUGAAGACGGGUUUUAAGUAAAACUGAUGCUGAUGAUCUGUUCUCGGUUACUUAUAAAACAUGUCAAAUUGAGUCGCAGAGUUUGUUUUCCAUGUGCCAUAUCCCAGGAUGCAGUUUCAAUCUCUUGGUUGAAACUGUUGAAUGUGUCGCUGCUGGAGAAGUCAUUGGAGCUGGUCCUCGUGUUUCGGCUUUUUACACUGUUCAGUUUCCCCACAGCAUUUCUGAAAAUGCCCUUUGACAUCCAAAAUUAAACAAAUUGUGUUUAAACAAA
Molecule: messenger RNA, 4967 nt
Organism: Cottoperca gobio
Lineage: Eukaryota; Metazoa; Chordata; Actinopteri; Perciformes; Bovichtidae
Gene: tmem39a
Product: transmembrane protein 39A
Exons: 9
Coding region: 436-1917 (493 amino acids)
Biological process (GO): negative regulation of autophagosome assembly; negative regulation of autophagosome maturation
Cellular component (GO): endoplasmic reticulum membrane
Source: RefSeq, a predicted model, not a curated record